CCUCUAGUUGUUGAUCUUAAGGACCUCUUCCAGCUAAUAUAUAAUAUGAAGAAGGAAGAGGAAGACAAGAAAAAGAGUGAAGAAGCAAGUAAGACUGAGAAUGGUAGUGAAGCACUACCUGCUGAUCAAGCUGACAAACUGAAACUGGAAACUAAAGAGAUUCUGCUAGUGGAUCUAAACUCUGAAAUUGUGACCAAACAGACUCUUUUACAAGAGGAUCUCUUCUUGAAUGGCAUCACAAUCUCUCUUCCACAACCAAAGCCACAGCCACCCUUCUUGCCUGCAAGUUCUUUCUCUACCAAUCUCAGCUUCUUUCCCACACCUAAUCCAGACCCUUUCAGUGAUGAUCCUUUUGCACAGCCAGACCAACCUGCACUGCCUUUAUUUGCGUCUCUAAAAUCUACUGAUCAGAAGGAAAGUCUGAGUACCUUGACACUGGUGGGUAAUGGUGCUUCAAAUAAUGAUAUUGACUACUUUGGUAAACAGUUUGACCAGAUUUCUAAUAGAACUGGCAAACAAGAAGCACUAACAAACCAGUGGCCAUUUGAGAGUAAGUUGCCUGCAGCAAGAACUCCAAAUGGGGUACCAGAGAGAGAACAGAAUGACUUUCUUAAAGCCCUGUCAAACCUGUUUGUGGAAGGUCCUUCCAAAGGAGUAUCUCUGUGGAAUGGAGUAAAGCUGGAUUCUGAAAGCAAUAUCCAGCCCAUGUCACAUGAGUCUAUAACAAUUAGCCCACCACCACAAUGUACCAAGCCAGGAAGAGGAAGGAGGUCUGUCAAGACUGCAUCAAAUGACUUGCUUAGUUCAGACUUGUUUGUGCCAACUACAGAGAGUCUCAGCUUGACCUCAGUGGUACAGACAGGACCUGUGCCAACUAAUCCACUGGACCUCUUCAAAACAAGUCCUACCACAGCACCUCCAUUGGCUGAACCACCAAAGCCUGUUCCCCAACAAACUGUGCUGCCAGCUGAUGGCCUGUUUGAAAGUCAAGCUAAACCAGACCUUUUCAGUGCCUCACCUAAGGAAUCUCAGAAACCACCUUCUGGUGAUCCUUUUGACAAUCCAUUUGCGUAG
Molecule: messenger RNA, 1074 nt
Organism: Phaethon lepturus (White-tailed tropicbird)
Lineage: Eukaryota; Metazoa; Chordata; Aves; Phaethontiformes; Phaethontidae
Product: disabled homolog 2-like
Exons: 7
Biological process (GO): positive regulation of endocytosis; negative regulation of canonical Wnt signaling pathway; receptor-mediated endocytosis
Cellular component (GO): plasma membrane
Source: RefSeq, a predicted model, not a curated record